AUGGCCGCGGAGGCGCAGCCCCCGCCGGCCCCGCUUCGCUCCGCGCCGCGCCCGCCCCGCGCUGCCGCUCCCCCGCUCCGCGGCGGCCUUGGUGCUCCCCCUUCCUCCCCCGCCCGCGGGGAGCGGGCCCUGCCCGCCCAUUGGCUGCGCGCGUCACGUGGGCCGCAGCUCGCGCUCGUCACCGAGCGGGCGGGGCUGGCGGCGCCUCCGCCCCCGGCGCUCUCCCGGCGGGAUCGGGGCUCUCCCGACGGCUCCGGGGCUGUCCCGGCGGGAUCGGAGCGCUCCUGGCCGCUCCAGGGCUCUCCUGGCGGGAUCGUGGCUCUCCCGACGGCUUCCCCGCUCCGCCCGGGCUCCGGCCGCGCCUCGGGGUGUUCCUGCAAGAGGAGCGGGGCAGCGGGACGGGCUGAGGUGCCCUCAGGGCCCCGAGGCUCCGGCGGGCUCGUCCUGUGGCGUGGGAAGCGGGGAGUCCCUGCAGCCGCUGCCUCCGCCGCUCUUGGGCGAGGGGCACCCGUCACUGGGGAGCGGAAACGUCAGGGGGAAAAAAAAACAACCCAACAACCAAAAACCAACAUAGGGCAUGCCUGA
Molecule: messenger RNA, 585 nt
Organism: Melospiza georgiana
Lineage: Eukaryota; Metazoa; Chordata; Aves; Passeriformes; Passerellidae
Exons: 1
Coding region: 1-585 (194 amino acids)
Source: RefSeq, a predicted model, not a curated record